Molecule: messenger RNA, 2690 nt
Organism: Ricinus communis (castor bean)
Lineage: Eukaryota; Viridiplantae; Streptophyta; Magnoliopsida; Malpighiales; Euphorbiaceae
Product: subtilisin-like protease SBT1.6
Exons: 1
Coding region: 64-2388 (774 amino acids)
Biological process (GO): proteolysis
Molecular function (GO): serine-type endopeptidase activity
Source: RefSeq, a predicted model, not a curated record
CUCAGUUCACUCCACUUCACUCUCCUUCUUACACUCUCUCUCUCUCUCUCUCUCUCUCUCUCUAUGGCUUCAUUUCUCUCAAAUUCCCUUCCUUUCCUCUUUCUCCUCAUUUCCUUGCUUUCCCAAAGAGCACUGUCCGAUGAUGCUCAGACGGUGAAAACCUUCAUCUUCCUAGUUAACUCUGAAUCAAAACCGUCCAUCUUUCCCACGCACUACCACUGGUACACUUCAGAGUUCGCCGAUCCACUCCAAAUCCUACACGUCUACGACGCCGUUUUCCACGGCUUCUCCGCUUCAAUUACUCCAGACCACGCUUCCACCCUCAGCCAACACCCUUCCAUUCUCACCGUCCUCGAAGACCAUCGCCGUCAACUUCACACCACUCGCUCCCCACAGUUCCUCGGCCUCCGGAAUCAACGCGGGUUAUGGUCCGAAUCUGACUAUGGAUCCGACGUCAUUAUUGGUGUCUUUGACACUGGAGUCUGGCCCGAAAGGCGCAGCUUCUCUGAUGUCAAUCUCGGGCCAGUUCCGACCCGAUGGAAAGGUGUUUGUGAAAGUGGAGUUAAAUUCACGGCGAAAAACUGUAACAAGAAGUUAAUUGGUGCUCGUUUCUUUAUCAAAGGUCACGAAGCAGCUGCUAGAUCAGCGGGUCCAAUUAGUGGCAUUAAUGAAACGGUUGAGUUUAAGUCGCCGAGAGAUGCGGACGGUCAUGGGACCCACACGGCGUCUACUGCGGCUGGACGACACUCAUUUCGUGCUAGUAUGGCUGGCUAUGCGGCUGGUAUUGCAAAAGGUGUGGCUCCCAAAGCUAGACUCGCGGUUUAUAAAGUGUGUUGGAAGAAUUCGGGUUGUUUUGAUUCCGAUAUCUUAGCUGCUUUUGAUGCUGCUGUUGCUGAUGGUGUCGAUGUUAUUUCUAUUUCUAUUGGCGGCGGUGACGGAAUCUCGUCGCCGUAUUAUCUUGAUCCUAUAGCUAUUGGUGCUUAUGCUGCUGCUUCUAGAGGUGUUUUUGUAUCGUCUUCUGCUGGUAACGAUGGGCCUAAUUUAAUGUCAGUGACUAACCUAGCGCCUUGGGUUGUUACUGUUGGGGCUGGAACCAUUGAUAGGAAUUUUCCUGCUGAUGUUAUUCUUGGUAACGGCCGCAGAUUAUCUGGUGUUUCUCUGUACUCUGGGCUUCCAUUGAAUGGCAAAAUGUAUCCCUUGGUUUAUCCUGGUAAAUCAGGGAUGCUUUCCGCUUCCCUGUGUAUGGAAAACUCACUUGAUCCUGCGAUAGUUAGAGGUAAAAUUGUUAUUUGUGAUCGAGGUAGCAGUCCAAGAGCUGCCAAAGGUUUGGUUGUUAAGAAAGCUGGUGGUGUUGGUAUGAUUCUUGCUAAUGCCAUUUCUAAUGGUGAAGGACUUGUUGGUGAUGCCCAUCUAAUUCCUGCUUGUGCUGUUGGUUCUGAUGAAGCUGAUGCUGUCAAGGCUUAUGUUUCCAACACUCGAUAUCCUACUGCAACUAUUGAUUUUAAAGGUACUGUUCUUGGAAUCAAACCGGCUCCUGUCGUUGCUUCGUUUUCGGGUAGAGGACCCAAUGGAUUGAACCCGGAAAUUCUUAAACCGGAUUUAAUUGCUCCUGGUGUGAAUAUACUUGCUGCUUGGACUGAUGCAGUUGGUCCAACUGGACUCGAUUCAGAUUCAAGAAAAACUGAAUUCAACAUUUUGUCCGGCACUUCAAUGGCUUGUCCUCAUGUAAGUGGCGCGGCAGCGUUGCUUAAAUCAGCACACCCGAAUUGGAGUGCUGCAGCAAUUAGAUCAGCGAUGAUGACAACUGCUAAUACUCUUGAUAAUCUUAACCGGUCUAUGACUGAUGAGGCUACCGGAAAAGCAUGCAGUCCUUACGAUUUUGGUGCAGGCCAUCUUAAUCUUGAUCGCGCAAUGGAUCCAGGACUUGUGUACGAUAUAACCAACAACGAUUAUGUGAACUUCUUGUGUGGAAUAGGCUACAGCCCGAAAGCGAUUCAGGUGAUAACUCGAACACCGGUCAAUUGUCCAAUGAAGAGGCCAUUGCCUGGGAACCUAAACUACCCAUCAAUUGCAGCACUGUUUCCAACAUCAGCAAAGGGAGUAACGAGCAAGGCAUUUAUAAGAACAGCCACGAAUGUGGGUCCGGUGGUUAAUGCAGUUUAUAGGGCAAUAAUUGAAGCUCCAAAAGGGGUGACAGUGACAGUAAAACCAUCAAAGUUGGUGUUCAACCAGGCAGUAAAGAAGAGAAGCUUUGUUGUAACAUUAACAGCAGACACCCGGAAUCUGAUGGUGGAUGAUUCGGGUGCUUUAUUCGGGUCAGUUACAUGGUCCGAGGGAAUGCAUGUUGUCAGGAGUCCCAUUGUAGUGACUCAAAUAGAUCCGUUGUAAGUUUGGAUUUUCGAUCAAGUUUGUGGUUUCGAUGGAUGAAGGGUGGCGGUAGGUGGUUAAAUUAUAAGUAGAGAUAUAGUAUAAUAGUUGUGGUAGUAUGUAAAAGUGUAGAACUUGCUGCACUUUUUUUCCCCCCAGGGUAGGACUGGGACCACGAAGAACUGGUUUUGAGCGUGGUUUUAGUGUGAGCUCUUUUUCUUCUUUGUUUUUUAAAACUUUUGUUUGUUUUAAUCAUAUGCAAUGUUGUAUGUAUAAACUUCACUGAGUUUAUAUACGCAAUAGAAUUUUCAGAUAAUUAUAUA